UCCGAUAGAGGGCGCUGUGGCGACCAACGCUGACUGAUCAUCAGCAGCUUUACCUCACUGCCCUUCCAGCAGCAUCUCACCUUCAACCGGCCGGACGCACAUCCACCGCCGCACCCGAAAACGGAAAGAAAAAACACACGAGAGAGAAAGACAGCGUCAGACAAACCAACACGGGAAACCGAGUAACAUUAGAGUCUGUUGUUUUAAUGAUGUAGGGAUUCGUUUCGCGGUUUGACAUCUAAUUUAGCCUGCCCGCCUCACUGCGACAAGGAAUCACCGUCCAGCUGCGCAUAAAUAAACUGUAACCUGUCUCAGCUUGUCGGGAUUGUCAGCUUGUUCCUGUCCACGAAGAAGAAAGCAGUGACUGCGCAUCCUUCGUCGUUGAUUUUGACGGUCAGAUCAGGCCCCGAUCAGCGACAGGUCGCCUCCAGCCUCAGCAUCAUCUUUCCUCUCAGCAGAAAGCAGCAUCCUUCCACCUCCUUGAAUCUGCGCCAUGGCCGAUGUUCCAGCGGAGUGCAACAUAAAAGUGCUGUGUCGCUUUCGCCCUCUCAACCAGUCGGAGAUUUUACGCGGGGACCAGUUUAUCCCCAAAUUCCAAGGAGACGACACUGUCGUCGUCGGGGGCAAGUCCUACUCGUUUGAUCGAGUGUUUCCAACCAACACCACCCAGGAGCAGGUGUACAACACCUGCGCCAAGCAGAUUGUCAAGGAUGUUCUGUUUGGAUACAAUGGCACUAUCUUCGCAUAUGGACAAACCUCCUCCGGGAAGACUCACACCAUGGAGGGCAAGCUGCACGAUCCUCACCAGAUGGGUAUUAUUCCUCGCAUUGCUGAGGACAUUUUCAACCACAUCUUUGCCAUGGAUGAAAACCUUGAAUUCCACAUUAAGGUUUCAUACUUUGAAAUCUACAUGGACAAAAUCCGUGACCUUCUGGAUGUGACAAAGACCAACCUGUCUGUCCAUGAGGAUAAAAAUAGGGUGCCAUAUGUCAAGGGAUGCACUGAGCGUUUUGUCUCCAGCCCCGAUGAGGUUAUGGAUGUGAUUGACGAAGGCAAAGCUAACCGCCAUGUUGCUGUGACCAACAUGAACGAGCACAGUUCUCGUAGCCACAGCAUCUUCCUGAUCAACAUCAAGCAGGAGCACGUUGAGACUGAGCAGAAACUGUGUGGAAAACUUUACCUGGUGGAUCUGGCUGGCAGUGAGAAGGUCAGUAAGACUGGAGCGGCCGGAGCCGUCCUGGAUGAGGCUAAAAACAUCAACAAGUCUCUUUCUGCUCUGGGAAAUGUCAUCUCUGCCUUGGCUGAGGGCACGAAAAGUCACGUGCCGUACCGUGACAGCAAAAUGACCCGCAUCCUGCAGGAUUCCCUUGGUGGGAACUGUCGCACCACCAUGUUCAUCUGCUGCUCUCCCUCCAGCUACAAUGACGCAGAGACCAAGUCGACUCUGAUGUUUGGACAACGUGCCAAGACCAUCAGGAACACUGCUUCCAUCAACCUUGAGCUGACAGCAGAGCAGUGGAAGAGGAAGUACGAGAAGGAGAAGGAGAAGAAUAAGACUCUGAAGGACACCAUCCAGAAGCUGGAGACUGAGCUCAACCGCUGGAGAAAUGGAGAGGACGUGCCUGAGACGGAGCAGACCACAGCGGACAUUGUGAUCCGUCUCGAUAGUGUGGAGGAGCGCCCCGUUUUGGACAAUGACACCUCCUCCAUUGUGGUCCGCAUUUCUGAGGAGGAGCGGCAGAAGUAUGAGGAGGAGAUCCGUAAGCUGUACAAGCAGCUCGAUGACAAGGAUGAUGAGAUCAACCUGCAGUGCCAGUUGGUGGAGAAACUGAAGCAGCAGAUGUUGGACCAGGAUGAGCUCCUGGCCUCAUCCAAGGGCGAUGGGGACAAGGUCCAGGCUGAACUCGGCAGGCUGCAGGUGGAGAGCGAUUGCGCCAAGGCUGAGGUAAAGGAGGUGCUGCAGGCUCUGGAGGAGCUGGCCAUCAACUAUGACCAGAAGAGCCAGGAGGUUGAGGAGAAAGGACUGCAGAACCAGCUGCUGGCCGACCAACUGUCCCAGAAAAUGGCCAGUCUGAUGGAGCUGGAGGCAGAGCUGUCUCGUAUGCAGGAAGUGAGCGGUCAGCAGAGGAAACGCAUCGCUGACGUUCUCAAUGGUCUGAUGAGGGACCUCAGCGAGUUCAGCACCAUCGUGGGCAACGGGGAGAUCAAGCUGCCGGUGGAGAUUAGCGGUGCGAUCGAGGAGGAGUUCACGGUGGCUCGCCUCUACAUCAGCAAGAUCAAGUCGGAGGUGAAGAGCAUGGUGAAGCGCUGCCGCCAGCUGGAGAACAUGCAGCUAGAGUGCCACCGCAAGAUGGAGGAGACCGGGAGGGAGCUCUCCUCCUGCCAGCUCCUCAUCUCUCAGCAUGAAGCUAAGAUCCGCUCUCUGACGGAGUACAUGCAGAGCGUGGAGCAGAAGAAGAGGCUGCUGGAGGAGAGCCACGACUCCCUGAGCGAAGAGCUGGCCAAGCUGCAAGACCAGGAUAACUCCCUGCUUGAGGAUAAGGAUGGAGAGAAGGGUGAGACUGAGGAUGGAAAUGUAAAGAAGGCUCCUCGUCAGCAGGGGGAGUCUCACCGUGGCCUCUAUCACAAGCAGUUGGCCCGCCUGCGGGAUGAGAUCAAUGAGAAGCAGAGGAUCAUUGACGAGCUCACCGAUCGUAACUCCAAGCUGGAGCUCGAGCUGGCUCAGGUUCGCGCUGACUUUGAACGCCUGAAGAGUCAGGACAGCACCAAGAGUGAGCGCUUGGAGGAGCUCUCAUUCCUGCAUGAGCGCCAUGAGCAGACUAAACAGGACUUGAAGGGUCUGGAGGAGACUGUAGCCCGCGAACUCCAGACCCUCCACAACCUGCGCAAGCUGUUCGUUCAAGACCUCACGUCGCGGGUUAAAAAAAGUUCCGAAUUGGAGCCUGAUGAUAGCGGGGGGUCUUGCACCCAGAAGCAGAAGAUUUCCUUUCUUGAGAAUAACCUGGACCAACUUACAAAGGUUCACAAACAGCUGGUUCGUGACAAUGCAGAUCUGCGUUGUGAGCUUCCAAAGUUGGAGAAACGUCUUCGGUCUACUGCUGAGAGAGUUAAGGCCCUGGAGACUGCAUUGAGGGAUGCCAAGGAGGGUGCAAUGAUGGACCGCCGGCGCUACCAGCAGGAGGUUGACCGCAUCAAGGAUGCCAUGAAGGCAAAGAGCGCCUUGAGGCGCCCCCAUGCUGCACAGAUUGCCAAGCCAGUGAGACCGAAGCAGCUGCCCGUCUGCUCUCCCACCAACCCGUUCUACACUUACAUCCGUGCCACUGAACAAGCCAACACCUACAGCAACAUCCUCUUCCAGAGUGGCAUGACACAGCCGAGCUCUGCCAGCAGCAACUGCAACCCCAACUCUGUCCAGAGCAACACAGUUUCCACAGCGCUUGGCUACAGAGCAGGCAGAUAUAAUGGAGACACACUUGAGUCUUACCCUCUAAACAUUGACAAUGGUAACAGCAUCAGUGAAACGAGAGACAUCAAUGACAACAGGAGUGAUGUUCACUGUGGCAGCGAGGUGGAUGAUUCAAACAGGCACUACGUCAUAAAGCAGGAGACUGCUGCAAGUUAAUGCCAUGAAGAUGACCAUACACUGUACCCAUCCAAGGACCCCUCCCAUCUGCAUGCAGCCUGUCUCCCUGUCCCUCCAUUACAUCACUGAUGAAGAUGAUGAUGAGGAUCUGUAGCCCCUGUAGUCUCUCCUGCUCCUAUGGUGACCACUCUCACCCUCAGGUUUGGGGUCCAGUCCCUUCCAGUUCAGUCGGUGAAGGAAGUUAAUUAAAUCAUCUUUUUUUAUAUACAGAACGUCCACUUAAUCAAUUCGUCAAUUCCUCAGCCAAUCAAUUUGUCAACAGAUAUCACUGAAGCUGAUUACCUCCCGAGGUGGUUGAACUGAAAUGGGGCUGACUCCAUCCCUGAUUAUUAAGUACACACAUGUUGUAAAUAAUAGUGCCGUACACUCCAGUAGAGGUUUUUGACCAGCAACUGUUUGUGUGAAUGCACACCUCCACCAUCCCCUGCACACAUCUUCUUAAGGGCAUCAUGCGGAUGACAAACUGUAGGCAGACGUGACCUUUUUCUCUGUCGUAAAUAAGAGCAUAGUGUGUAACGCCAGCUUGUAACAGAAGACCCACACUCUGCAUGCAUAUCGCUUAGCGGGUUAGCUUUCAAACCUUUGCAUGUACCCUGAUUCAUGUCAGGAGCUGGUAUGCUUGCGAGUGAACCGUCUGAUCGACUACGACAGAUGUCACACAGAGAAAGAGAGAACUGGUUUUCCUUAAUCCUAAUCCUGGUGUCAGCGCUUUAUAUUUUCUGUUAUAUAGUAAAACUGGGCUAUUGUGUUAAUGUGACUUAAACACAUGAAAAUGACAUAAAACACAUCUGGGCCUAGUUUUAUUUUAUAAGAAGAGGGCAUAGGAUGCAACAUGAUUCAGGGAAACCCAGCCCAGAUCGAGUAUAGUAGUAGUGUGUAUCGAGGAAACCUUUUGUAAUUGCUUUGAUACUGUGAUGUUGCAGCUGUAUGCCACUGUACAUUUCAAGUAAUGCUGCCCACGCCCAUUUAAUGUGUCCCUCCCAGCAUUGCACCCACACGUCUUCAUACGGAGCCUUAACAAGAGCUGAUUUCUCAUGAUCAAACUAACACGCUGUCAUGUGCAUACAUUUGUAAUUACUACCUCUAGAGCUACUCAUUAAUCACUUAACACAGGAUAGUUAUACAACAUACUUUCAAACACUGUAUAAGAGCUGAUCUUAGGGUUUCUAGAGAAAGUUGCAACUUUAGUACACCAAUAGCUGUAAGUAGAUUUAAAUGCUCUUACCAGAGCAGUAGUUAUGUUCUCCUGAAGUUAACUCAUACACUGAAGGAAUCUGCGUAUGCCCCAUCAUAUAACAAGAUCAGAGCUGGGCUGAAAAAGUGCUUGCAAAAAUGUUCUGCUGCUGCAGAGCACCCGUCAGACAGUGUCAAGUUUAUUAUCAAAAGAAAAGUACAACAUUCUGAUGCAUCUAUUUGGCACCUGGUAAGGCUGGAUUCAUGAAACCUGCUUUGUCUCCUCUAAUGUAUAGUUACACUAUUGAUAUACUUCCACUGUGUUAUUUACAUUUUGAUUUAAAAAAAUAAGUGAAUAUCGCAAGCCCCUUUAAGCCCCUGUAUGGAAGUUAUUCAGUGAUUCAGUGCUUUUUAAUCAGAACCGUCAAAAGUCCAACGAGUGUCUGAAAACGAGUCCCCAACUGAGCAGCCACCAGUGUGGGAUGGACAGACCGUUUGGCUGAAGCUUGUUGUUUGUAGCUUGCAGGUCGUGCUGUUAUUCUUCUGUGAGAAAUCCUGACCAGCCAAUCAGGAUAGCAGAAAGCAGCAUGCCUUAGGUGGGUAACGAAGAGUUGUUUGGAUUGAGCUGAGUCACUGAGUUAAAUGACAGAUUAGACCAGAAGUGUGUCAUUCUUAAAGGAAAUAUAACUAACACACAGCUUUUAAAGGAACACGAACAUAUAAGUGAGAAAAAGAGUUAAUUUAAAAUUUCUGUUUUCUGUUUACACGUUGACCGCAUAUUUGAUCACAGUUGCGCAUUUUAAUAUUUGCAAAAAACAAUCUUCACUUUUCUGUAGAAAAAUAUUUCUCUAUGUAAAGUUCAGUGCAUUACAUCCAAUGACUGGAUUUCUCCGUGUAAAUUUGUUCAAAUAGGACCCCAGUACGUAAUGUGAGUGUCCCUCCCCAGUCGUCUGAUUCUUAGCAGCCUCAUUUAUGACAGCACUGUCUCAUGCUCCUGCUGGCAUUAACAACAUCUCAGGGCUUCACAUUCACAAUCACAGCCACCACAGGCCACCACCACUGUCUUCCCCAUAGACUUAAAACCAUGUGAUUGCUGAUGAACAAUCAGGCGAGUGUGUGUUCUUCGAGGCUUAGCAGAUGCACUGUAUGAUAAAGUUAACAUUAGAGAAAUAACACCAUUUUAUACAUAGUAUAUAACAUCGCCAUUCUGUCACAUGCCAUCUAAAAUGAAAACCUGCACCUGGUCAAACCCUACUGUACGUGUCCAAGCAGACCCUCUAUUUGACAUCAUGUUUUAAGUGUAAUAAAUAAAUUUGAGGAGGGGGAAAUGUGUACUAUAUUGUCACCUGCUGUUCCACUGUCUGAUUUAAACAUAUCUAAAAUACAUGUGCUAUAUAUUGUUAAUCUUGUAAGUAAAACAGCGUGUCAUGACAUAGUAAAAUGCAAAAUAAAGGUACACGCUAACUUUGUUAAGAGAAAUGUUUGUUUUAUUUAUUUCUGUAUGCCUAUACUGUAGCGUCAACAUGAUUACGUGAAGAACCACCGUGCAUAAUUUCUGUAUAUAUAGACUCAUCACUAUGCUGUAUUGUAUGUGAGUGUUGUAGUAAAAAGCUCAAUAAACUUGUAGAAAGGAA
Molecule: messenger RNA, 6450 nt
Organism: Micropterus salmoides (largemouth bass)
Lineage: Eukaryota; Metazoa; Chordata; Actinopteri; Centrarchiformes; Centrarchidae
Gene: kif5aa
Product: kinesin family member 5A, a
Exons: 29
Coding region: 494-3622 (1042 amino acids)
Biological process (GO): microtubule-based movement
Molecular function (GO): ATP binding; microtubule motor activity; microtubule binding
Source: RefSeq, a predicted model, not a curated record